UCAGGUGGGGAAUCGGGACACGUGAUCCACAAGUAAACAAAUACUUCCAUCAUGGUGAAGACUGACAACGACACGACCAACAGCCCAGCUCUGUAAAUACCAAUAAGGGAAAAUGAAUGGCACUAAUUGCAUCCCGCAGCUUGCCUUCCUUUGGACCCGAGAGACAGACGCGCCACAGGCUCGCCGCCUCCUCGCCUGGCUCUCUCUGUCCCGCCUCGAAAAUUUAACACUUUGAUUUCUUCUUUCUUAUGAAUGUCACGAUGAAUAACUUCUACUAACAUCACUAAUUCAUUAUACAAAUUCAAAUAGUAUUAGUUCCUUCUCUCGGCGCUAAAUUUAAUAGGCCAAUCUUGCUUCGAAAAUGUUUAUGAAAGAGGAAGUUAAGUCGUAAAAAUACACUCGUAAAGAAAUUUAGGAAGGAGGAGGAGAGGAAAUGUGAGGAAUGCGAGAGCCCUGUGGGUGUGAGGUGGGUCCUAGACGGGCAUCCCUGGGAGGGGUGACAGGGAAGGGUGAGGCAUGCCCAGGCAGGGACAGCUGCCACCGCACCCUUCACUGACGGACGGAUGUGCCGGCAGCCCUGCCAAUAAUUGCUCCGGCAGCAAAACACGACGUAGAGGCAAAGGAAGACAUUAUUGGUGUAGUGAGACUGUCUGUGUGUCGGGCGCUGCGAAGGGAGAGGCUGGAGGCUGGCGCACCACCGCUGGCCCCGCCCUCGUGCAGCUGUGAGGAACCUCGCCUCCCUACAGGUGAUCGCUAUUAUAAAGGCGCGGCCCUCAUAAUGAAACUUAUUUUUAGAGGGGUGGGUGGCAAGGGCGGUUUUGUGGGCGUGGUGUGGAUCUCUUGCCUUAUUUCAGUUGCUGAGUACAGUUGCAGUGAGGGGUGCGGUGAGGGUGAGUGAGUGGUGGGCUGGUGGGCUGGUGGGAGGCAGUGAUGGAGUCUGGCUGCCCCGCGGCUCCUCCCCUCGGGCACCAGUCAGUCCCGGGGUAACGAGUGCACCGCGCGCCGUGCCGCCGCCUCCCGCCUCUUGUGAUGGUGAUAAUUCAAAAUAUUUGUUUAGAAGGAAUAACGACGCUGCCCAUGUUGUGAGGGCACCCGGCCCGGCAGGGGAGGCGGGCGAACAAGGGCGAGGCAGUAUGCAUGACCACAUCCUUGGGGUGGGUCAGCCUCAUGGGACGCCUCCUCAGUCCCCUUGUCAGGAACGCACUGAAGGGGAAGUGACGCGCAGUGAUUCCUAUUGCCUGGCUAGGGGAGGCAAGGUAGUGUCCUCGCGCCCUUGGGCCGCCAAUGGAAUCCGCGCACUCAACAUGCGUGCCGCGGAGAGAGGAAAGAAUGUGACGGAUGGCCAGCACCCUCCGUCACUCGCCUCAGAGAUGCCUUCGUCAGACUCGGAAAGUGACUCUGGGUCUGGUGAUUCAGAGGAAACUUCCGAAGAUGAAUACGAGACGAGUAGUGGGAGACCCGCUCAGAGCCGCCCCCACUGUACCAUUCCUGAAGAGGAGAAUGAUGCUUCACACCUGGCCACUGCUUAUCCCAGUGGAGAAUCUGGACAACCUAUUGGGGCUUGUGGCACAAAGGGCAAUUCUGUCAGUGACGGCCACCUGCGGUCUGGUCCAGUGAAUACCAGGAAAUCAAAGAUACCAGACGCCGCCGACCACACUGAUGUGAAUCCCUUAAGAACCGGUAUUGACUGUGAUCCUGGUGAAAAUUUUGGAGAGGAGGAGGAGGUGGAAGAGGAAGGAGACGAAGAGAAAGAGGAAGAAGAGGAGGAGGAGGACGACGACGACGACGAAGAAGAAGAAGAAGAAGAAGAAGAAGAAGAAGAAGAAGAAGAAGAAGAAGAAGAAGAAGAAGAAGAAGAAGAUAGCGAGAGCGAGGAGACGGAGAGCACUGUGCGGGCUAAGCCUGAUGGAGCCAGUGCACACACAGAAGGCGAGGGCAGAGCGGCACCACCACGUGAGGAGGAAGACCACAACGACACGCUGAGCACCCUGAGUGGAGACCUCAGCUUUGACGACCAAGAGGCGUCCCCACCUCGCGAUCUUGAGAGGGUGGGCGGUUCGGCCUCUGCACCGGAUUCCCGCAGACCACCAAGUCCCGCCAGCCUCUCAGGUGCUGCCUCCCCUACCGCGGGGCGUGACGGGCGCCGUGAUGCUGAAGAGUGCGUGGGAGGAAGAGUGGCGCCAGACAUCGAGCGCAGCAUCCCGCAGCGGGAAGGCGUGCGUGCCGGAGUGUUCUGUAUAAGUGGCUACCCAAGACCAAACCAGAGAAGUGCCCACACUUCUGUGGUCAGUGAAGCUUCUCACCCCGUGCAUCGCCCCGACUCGAGCCAUUCCUAUCACGACUCGUCCAUUUUAGACAGUAAGGAAGCAGAGGACGCAGAGCUAGAGGUGGAACACAGCAGGGGAGCAAUGGAGUCCAUGCUCGCAGACUAUAGCUGGGACAACCUCUCCUCAGCGUCAGAUCGUGAUGGCAGUCUCCGGCGCUCGCCCUUCUCCAAGACACAAUCUGAUGCUCGCGCUUACGGAACGCCACUUCGAGAGCCUUGGCUUCCUCCCUCACGCCAGCCACCACCACCCAUGUCAAGAAGCGUCGACUCCAGCCGGCGGUCAUCGGGCGGCAACUACCAGAACGUGGAGAGCUCGGGUCAACCCAGGCACCGAGGCAGCCCGAGCUCCGCCACCACAGACUAUGCACGGGGAACCACCCCUGUCUUGGGGUUCAGCGCGGCGCCACACCAUGAUCCUUCUCAAAUGUUCAUCAGCGAGCAGGACCGUGCACUGCAUGACCAACACAUGAGAUCUGAGGCGCGCCGGCGGUACAGUUCCUCGCCGCAGCCACAGCCUCGACAAAGAGCCCAGCUGGACAGCAGGCGGCCUCACAGCAGCGCCUACGACGAUGUCAGCAGCACCAUCAGCAGCACAAGGGAGGGCGUGAGCGGUAGUCCCGCCCGCCCUCGUCCCGCAGCCUCCGCUUCGCCCAUGCCCCGGUUGCUGCUGUCUGCGGCAGGGCUGAGCGGCUCCGCUUCUCGUCUGAGCGGAGGAGCUGCGGGCGCCGGCCUGUCCACCUCCAGACUGGCAGCAUCCUACACGGCCCUCGGCUCCUCGGCCUCCUCGGGCUACGGCUCCUGUGCAGGGGUGGCCGUGGCCUCAACACGACACGAAGACUCUGAGGACCUCUCUGACGUUUCAUCCGGCGCCACCUCAGAGGACUCCUCCAGACGCCGACGAAGACGUUCAGCACAGUCCAUAAAAGGCGAGGCAUCUGUUUCUGGGAAUGAAGACUUUGAGUGGGUGCGUGGCUCACCAAUGUUGACCGACUUGCGGGAAGGUCAGGUCACGCGGCUGGCUACGCCCCCUGACCACCGCACCCAUUCCUUGAGGUCCACCCUCACCACGCCCACCGAGGCAGUGGAGGAAGUCUGUGCCGGGCUGACUCCCCGCCAUCGUCAGUACCCGCGGCCCCCUCCCGUGCCUCGCCCCAGGACUUUGGAGGCCGGAGAGCUCGUCCCUCACAGAUCCAUCCGAGAUUUGUUAAGGGACAGCAUUCGGGACUCCCGUGACAGUCUCCGUGACCGUUUAUACUCUCCCUCUCGUGAGCUGACCGCGCACAGGCUGUCCAGAGACUCGUCAGUGGAACGUGGAGCAAGAGAUUCUUCAUGUGAGCGAGCCUCUGUAUCCAGUCUCCACCAGCACAGCCACCACCACCACCACUUGACGCCCUCGCGCCUCAGUCAACACGCCUGCUGUGAUCCUCCCUCGUGUUGGUGCGAGGAAGAGGAGCUUGACUACGAGUCCUGCGAUGAGCGCCACCACCACCACCGGCACAGUUACCAUGAGGGUUUGCACCGCGCCCACCUGCACCAGCUACAGCCUCACCACCACCAUCACCGAUCGAGCCGUGACCCAUCACGGGAGCGGCGUGGGUCAAGGGGUCAAGGGACAGGAGACAGUGGCAGAUCUUCACCCUGCUGUUGUAGGCACUGUCUUCAGACAGGGUCUCAUAGCUCCAUAGCUGGCCACGACUACUGUGCCAACAACCGCCUGGCGCUACCCUGCACUAACAAGGUGGGUGGAGGCCUUGUCAUCCCGCAGGGGAGCCGUCCACACCGCCGUCUCGACUCUGACUACAUCGCUUUAUGGAGCUGCCACUCCCCGCCGGGCAGCUCACUGGAGGACCGGGUCAUGCGCCUGGAAGGUGACAAGGAGUCCUUGCAGCUACAAGUGACAGUCCUCACUGAGCAAGUUGAGGCACAGGCGGAGAAAAUUACUGACCUGGAGAACCUGCUGGACGACAAGAAGGAUCAGCUACAGAAGACCGAGGAGCAGCUUCAGAAGGAAAUUAUAAUUAGGACGAGUCUGGAAACUCAACGUUUAGAGCUAGUAAGUGAAAUUAGUAAUAUGAAGCUUCACCAGGCAGCUUAUGAAAGGGAAAACCUUGAACUACGAGACAAGAUCCGGCACAGUGACCACCAGUCGAAUAAUGCAAAGAUGCAGCCAGUAACGUCUGGUGCCAGUCUGGGGCGCUCUGGCAGUGGUCGGGGUGUGAUGCCGGCUGCUGCCUCCACCCCAGUACGCCCGUUCAUUGUCACACCCGACUCACCACAGGCCGGUCACCAGCUUGCAGCUGCACUGACCAACUCCCCAUCACCAAGCAGCAUUUCCACCUUGUCCACCAUCCCUGCCUCCUCCCCUAACAAGUCCCCUGCCCAGGCUGCCACCGCUUCUCCUGCCUCCUCUCCUGUGGCCUCACACGAUGCGAGAGAGUUCCUGCCGCCAAGGACACCACCCCCAAAUGCUAGAAGAAAAAUUGACCAGUUUGGUACAGUGCCACGUCAGAGAGAAAUGGGUGUUGGAGGAGAAAACAACCAGACUGCAGCAAAUACAGCCAGAACUAAAGGCGUCAUGUUCGGUAAAGGCUUCCACUUCAUUCCAUUCCGUGUGGCGGGAAAAAGGAGCACUUCAGCCCCCAACUUAGCGGAGACUGAGAUGCAGAUGAUUGAAGACUUGCCUGAGGGUGAGUACAAACAGCAUGAUGGUCUCACCUCACCAGAGUCCUCCUCCCCACGUGGCAACACUCUUGCAGGUCACCGUUCUCCACCCACUCAUCCCAAAGCAACGGGUAUCAAGAAGAUAUUUACCAAGUUACGUCGCAGCAGCUCUGGCCAUUUGGAUGGAGAGCUUGGGGAUGGAGACUUUCGACGAGGAGGAAUGAGAGCCACUGCGUCAGCUCGACUAGGAUGGACGUCACCCUCUCUCAGUUUUAAAGAGCCCGGUGUAUCAUUUGAUAAGUGGAGCGUAGAGACUUUGGAGAACUGGUUGGGAGCACUUGGACUGAGUCAAUAUUGCACAGCCCUUCGUUCCUGGACACACUCAGGCCACCACCUCUCCAAAGCCACACCCCAAAACCUGGAGAGAGAACUCGGCAUCCGUCAUCCACUUCACAGAAAAAAAUUACAACUGGCAAUAUCUGCUAGACUAUCUGGAGACCAACUCAACACUACACUGCACCGUCUGGAUCAUUCCUGGGUGUUGCGUUGGCUGGAUGAUGUGGGCUUACCACAGUACAAGGAUGCCUUCAGUGAGGCUCGCAUUGAUGGCAGGGUGCUCAACUGUUUGACUUAUGAUGAUUUGUCUUUCCUCCGUUUAUCAAAUCUUUUGCAUGUUACCUCACUCAAAAGAGGUAUACAGGUACUGCGCGAGCACAACUUUGAUCCAUCAGUGUUGAAGCGACGUUCAGUGCCUGAUGAAGACCCAAGUACUAGAACAGCAGCACAAGUGUCUCUGUGGACAAAUCACCGUGUCAUGGAGUGGCUUAGAACUGUUGACCUUUCAGAAUAUGCUCCAAAUCUUAGAGGGUCAGGUGUUCAUGGGGCUCUGAUGGUGUAUGAGGUCCGCUUCACCUCUGAACUCCUUGCAUCUCUUCUCUCCAUUCCAAGUGGCAAAACGCUCUUAAGGAGACACUUAAACACUCACUUCAAGGAAUUAGUAGGUCGUUCUGUAGUACAAGAGAAGCGUGAGUUAGAAACUGCUUCUGGUUACACUCCUCUCACGUCUUCAGCUAAAGUAAAGAUGCCAAAGAAGUCUCAAUUUUCAUUGAAACGUAAGAAAACCAAGUCUGAAUUGGAAUUUGAUGACUUGUUAUGCCCACUGGAUGAGAAACCUCCACUUGGUGCUCUGCAGGACAGAGAAAAGGAGACCAAUGGUGAUGGCAGACUCUGUUGAGCAUCUACAGCGAUCUUCAGCUCCUCCAGAAGUUGGUCGAAUCACUAAGGUGUAAUGAGCUUUGUGGCAACAUCCAAAGCCCUUGACACCAGUUCGACACACAUGAGUUUAGUGCCUCACUCAUCUUGUGAGCCAGAAUACAUUCAUUUAAGUCAGGGAUGAAAAUGUUGCUCAUUCUAAAUACAAUAAGUCAAAGGAAAAUAUUCUUCCACUUGUAAGUAGCAUCCCAGUUGCUUGAAUAAUUGUCUUAAUUUGCUUACUUUUAUAGCAAUGUUUUUCUCUUUUAUAUAGUAAACCUAAUAACUUUUAUAUGAUGAUAAUAAUUUUUUGCUAUAGUGUAGGACUGACUUCUAUGAAUGAGUAUUGGCUCACCUCACCAGCCAAACAAGUGCCUUAGUACUAUGCUGAAGAGCUUCAUGCAUUUUCUAUACCUUGGCAAUAACAACCUAACACAAGUAUUUCUCUUCUCACAAGUAGGACAAAAAACUUACACAAGUAUGUACAUUAUAACAUGCUAUGUGAGGACCUGAAAAUGGUGCAUUUUACUUUAAUUUACUGCAGCAGUAAUGAUAAGGGAGUUUUCUUGAUUAUCAUCAUAAUCAUUUUUCAUCAUCACCAUGAUUAUCAUCAUCAGCAGCAUUGUCAUCAUCCUCAUCAUCAUCAUCAAUAUCUGUAACACACCUCCCUCCACUCUUGGUAGACUCCUACUAAAGAUGGUCAUAAUAGAACUUGCUCCCAUCAAGUUUUUCCACUUUUCACAGCCACACUAAGAAAGAAAGCAAUAUAUAUAUAUAUAUAUAUAUAUAUAUAUAUAUAUAUAUAUAUAUAUAUAUAUAUAUAUAUAUAUAUAUAUAUAUAUAUAUAUAUAAGGUGAAGCAUCCAUCAAAACUUAUAUAAGAUUUGUAAUGUUUUGUAAUAUUUUUUGUUGUCAGACAUUUGACUUUUUGUUUGUCUACUUGAAGGUCCUCAUAUAUAAACAUACUUACAGGGUAGGAAAAAGGAAAUAUGAAAUGGUUGUCUUGCUGGGGAAUACUUCCUUAUGAAUGCAUUCAGUCACUGGUAGCUUUAUGAUACUGACCAAAUAAGUAUUUUCCUUCUGUCACUUACAUGUUCUAAUUUAAGAAUAUUUAAUGAUCUACCAUGAUUCAUAUUUUCACUGUUAUUCUGGAGAACAGUCUUGACUUGAGGAAUGGCCCAGGGAAAUUUUAUAUGUGCCUUGUUAGGUUUUUAUUUUAUCCUGCUUAGUCAUAAUAACUUCCUACUAAUUUUUUGGUUAUUGAUUAUUUUUGUAAUGAGAAGGCAGCUAAAUCAACAUUCUCAGUGAAUAGAGCAGCUUCUGUUCAGCUCAUGUACCAAUAAGUCUGAUUUUCAGGUAUACAAGUUUCACUUUCCAAUAUACCACUUGAUAUGUGUAUCCUGUAUUUGAUGUAGCAUAGCAUCAAAAUCUUAGUCAUUAUUUGUCUUUUCUUAUUGCUGAGUACAUCAGCCAGCCUUUGUGCUACACUCUUGACAUGUACUGAUUAUUGAUAUCACCAUAUCAUGAUAAAGGAAAAAUACAUCCCAUCCCCUGCCUAGGACAGCACACAUUCCUAAUGUUUUAUUAAUUUUUUAUUUACUAUUAUUUAUUAUAUAUAUAUAUAUAUAUAUAUAUAUAUAUAUAUAUAUAUAUAUAUAUAUAUAUAUAUAUAUAUAUAUAUAUAUAUAUAUAUAUAUAUAUUGACAGCCUCAGAUGGUAGUGUUCUAGUUCAAGUCCUUUAUUCAGUUUUCUGCCAGGAUCCCACCUCCACUUGAUUCUUUGUCUUUCAGAUCAGAGGAAGAUCUAGCAUCAGUGUUGUAGUUUAAUUAUAACUCAAGGGAUAUCUGAUAUAUAGAAUUCAGUAGCCCCUCUUGUUGCAGGCCAGUCAUCAUAGCAAAGUUAGUAGGGCUUCUGACCAUGUGAAAUGAAGCUGCUGUUACUUCCUCAAAUGUUGGACCCAUAGUGCAAAGAACUCUUACCAAAUGAUAUGGUGUUUAACAUGCAGUUGUUAUAUUUUCUAAUGUUUAUUGUCUUUUUGAGGCCAGGGCACUAUCACUGUUACCUAACCUACAGGGACUUGUAAAGAAAGCAGCAAUAGUAUGAUGUUUUCAUUCAUUCUUAUAUGUGUUCAAUUUUUUUUCAUUUUCUUAAAUGUCACAGUAACCCUGAAAUUCAUCCUGAUUUUGUUCUUGUACAUGAUGCCUACUCCUUAGAAUUCCAAGGGGAUGGUCAUAACAGACGAGAUAACAUACAUAAUAAAGUUGAGUGGUUUGUACUGCAGAUAAAAUAGUUUUUGUAAUGUAAAUUUCCUAAUACUUUGACAAAGAAGUAUACAGUCAAUAGUGCAUUUUUUACAUGACUGCAGGGGCACAUUGUUAUUAUUUAUCUUAUUUUAUAUUGUUAUUAGCAUUAUUUUUAAUGAUUUUUCAUCUACUUGUCUUUGUCUUUCUUGUUAAAAGACUGAACAGUAAACCAAUGAUGGGAACAAUAACAUGUUAUAUUUAAGUAAAAAGAAAAAAAUAUGAAUUGAAAGGACAACUUACUAAGUUUUAUGUAAAGCAUGAAUAAAGAAAAUAUGUGUGAUGAACACAUGUAAUUGUGAAUCAAUGAAUUACCUGAUAUCACCCAUACAAGAUAGUUAUUCAUCAAGUUCGUUUGAAAAUAUUUAAUGUACUUUUCUGUUUAAAUAGACAUUUAAUACUGUUCAAAUCUUUUUUGGGCUGAAAAUAAGAUUUGCAUUAGAGUAUCAAAAUAUCUCCUGAUUCACAAAUUGAAUUGGAAGGCAGCUUACUGAGCAUAAUGUGUGUAGCAAAUUUAUUACAUCUAGUCCUGAGAGUGACAGCAUUUCUCAAUUUAUAAAACAUUGGGACAUUAGCACACUCUUUCCUGGUGAGUCCAUAUUAGGAUCAAAAUGUUAGAAGUGCACUAUUCAUUCUUGUCCGUGGUGGUUAUCAUACCUUAAAGAUUAGAUUUGAUUGCCAGUGAGUCCAUAAUUCAGAUAGGCUCACUUUGAAAGUAGAAGAUUCUCAUGGUUAGAUUGUGUUAGGAAAUUAUCAAUUUUGCUCUAGUAAUGUCAGUGUCAAGUUCCUCAUGGGAGAAUCUGAUUGGUGGUUCACAGCUCCUGGUGGCUGCCAACAGUAGGAGGCACAGGUAGUUUUCAGCAAAUUUUGUUUUUGUUACUAUUUUUCAGAUACAGCUUUAAAUAGUCCUAAAUAGUUACUUGUACAAUUAAAGUAUCUAUUUAAAUUUGCUUUUAUACACAUGCUUAGUGUGGUGUGACAAUAAUUCUUAAAAUACCUAUAAGCUGUAGGUAAUUUAAAUGUACUCUUUCCUGAAUCAUGGCUUUGAUAUGUAAGUGAAAUAUGACAGGGGAAAGGUUUCCAACAAUUGGGAAGCUCCUCCUAAGAGACAAAGUCAAACAAAAUAUUUUUAGCCUCAAGCACCCUCCUUCACCAGACUUUAAUAAUUGUAUGAAAAAUUCAGAAGUCUGACCAAUUAUUCAAACAUGAUGAUCUGUAUAAGGGGAUAAGCCAGUUUUUAAUUUCUUUUGUCUACUUAUGGACAGAAUUUUCACAAUAGCACAUAAGUGUCAUGGAAAAUAAAUGGGAUAAAUCAUAAUAAAUGCUGGAGGACAAUAGUUGGAUGAGGUGGAAGGAGUUUCUUAACUGUGUUUUUUGCACUUUGACCUUCAGACAUAAAAAUGGAAACGUGAAAUAUUUUUCCUUACAAAUUAUUCUUUCUCACUUUCCCUCCGUACUUGUUUCUUUCAAUUAUAGAAUUAGCAAUGCUACAGUUGGCAGAUGACCCUCAAUGUCUGCUUUCUAUCAAUUUUUUGUAAAUAUGUAAUCAUUCCUAGUAAUAAAUCAAGAACAUGUUUA
Messenger RNA from Portunus trituberculatus (swimming crab), 10115 nucleotides. RefSeq lists its product as uncharacterized. The transcript is spliced from 16 exons. Gene Ontology annotation, molecular function: protein binding. NCBI's taxonomy places the organism in Eukaryota, Metazoa, Arthropoda, Malacostraca, Decapoda, Portunidae. Gene Ontology annotation, cellular component: presynaptic active zone. Gene Ontology annotation, biological process: neuromuscular junction development. The record is from RefSeq and is a predicted model, not a curated record. Bases 1134 to 6221 code for a protein of 1695 amino acids.